Molecule: messenger RNA, 2179 nt
Organism: Linum trigynum
Lineage: Eukaryota; Viridiplantae; Streptophyta; Magnoliopsida; Malpighiales; Linaceae
Source: the annotation of a GenBank genome assembly
CGCUAAGAAAGUAAAACCCGAAUAUUUUUCUUCCUUUCUGCCGUCUCUCUCGAUUUCACUCUCCUUUUCCUUUUCCACAGCUUCUUCCAAAUUCCCCCAAUUUAAUUUCCCACUUUCUUUGGCCAUAAAUCAUAAUCUAGACUCGGACCUCGGAAGAAGUCGCAAAAUUGACUCCUCACCUUCCCCCACUCCCCAACUACUUCUUACUGCUUCACUCUUUACUGCUCCCCACUCUGCGACGACGACGACGACGAGUCUCGCUGCUUCGAGCUUCUUACGGCGAAAAGAAAAGAAAGGAAGGGACAAUUACCUAAGCAAGUCCCCCAAAGUCACCCGUCUUCUCCGAGAAACCCAGCUGGGGCCGUCUACAAAGAAAGUGGUGGGUUUACUUUCUUUUUUUCCUACUUCCAUCGUGCGACAUUCUUGGCGGGCGGAGCUGCGGAUUCUGGAGUUCCCCUUUCGUGGGGUUUUUUCUUUCCUUUUUGCUGGUUGAGCUCGGGAGAAGCGGUUCUAGGUAGGGGUUUUACUGUGUUGAGCUGUUGUUGGUGGGUUUUCAUGAAUUUGGGGAUUUUGAUGUGGGAGGUGGGGAUGAUCGUGGGCAUUUUAGCUGGCUGGAGCUAGGGGGCUUCGGAUUGAAUUAUGGGUUUGAUUUUGUUUUUGGAGUAAGAUUGUUAUCAGUUGGAAGAUUCGUUCUUUUAUGAUCUUGAUUAGGGUUCUUGAUAGGGUUUGUUUGCUUCUUCAAUUUCGUUAAGAUGGUAGUUCCAAGCGAUCAGAGUUGAAUUUUUGUGAGAAUCGUAGUGUGCAACUUAAUAGAGAAGGUUGAGGGCUAGGAGUUGAUCUUGAUUCCUUGUUAUUUUGCUACGAUAGAAGGAAAUUAGUAUGGUUUUAGUUGCUGGGAAAACUAAUACUUAGUUUCAGUUGAAUGAUUGGUGAUUCUGUGCCUAAUAUGGUCUUCCCAUUUCACAGGGGGAUUUCCUGCCAUGGAGCGAGAGAAGGGAAGCCAUGAAAGUCCCGGUCACGUAGUUGUUCACAUACCGGAACAGGGGAAUGUUACUCCUCCAGUAUCCUCAACUGUUAGCCCUUUCCAUGGUCUGGACUCAACCCAUGGAAGAUCACCCACUACCGAGGCACCACCUCAACCAUGCUCAUCGUCUGCUGUCCCAUCAAAUUCUGCUGCACAUUCAUCAUCUUCGCUCUCCUACUACAAAAUUAUUGUUUCUAUCAAGCUAACAUACAAUGCCAUCCUAAUUAUCGCCUCCACCAUUGUCUUGAUCUUGUCGAGACAUGAACGUCCAUCCAACCCACUGUUUUCUUGGAUUGUCGGUUAUAUAAUCGGGUGUGCUGCUAGUGUUCCGGUGGCUUUCAGGCAUUGCUUUCUUCCCCAUCCUAGACUCUGUAGACUGAUUGACCAAUUUAAGCUAGCACUGGAGCUGUUUUAUGCAUCGUGGUUCAUGGUUGGCAAUUACUGGGUCUUCACUGAAGAUGCAUCUGAUGAAGCUCCCGGAUUAUACAACCACUGUAUCGCACUCAUCGUUUUUAGCUACAUCAAGUAUGUUGGGCCUUUCGUUCUACAGGCAAUGGUAGUAUGCUGCUGUAGAGGUAUUCUGAGUCCAAUUGCAGGAGCCCCGACAGAAACCAUAGAUGCCCUCCCAACCUACAAAUUUAAAUUGGGGAGUUCUUCUGGGGAACUUGAUGGAGGAGCUGAAACCCAUGAUGGUGGAGUUGUGGGAGCAGGAACCGAGAGGGAGCGAAAUCUUUCAGGGGAUGAUGCUGCUUGUUGCAUUUGCUUGGCGAGUUAUGGAGAUGAUGACGAGCUGAAGGAGCUACCUUGUUCUCAUUUGUUCCAUGCAAGCUGUGUGGAUAUAUGGCUCAAGCUGAAGGCAUUUUGUCCACUCUGCAAAUGUAGGGUUGUUAGGGCCACAGGUGCUCCACCUUCAGCUCCAAGCUCAGUUCAGUGAAAAUGCCAAGAAACACGAGCCUUUGGAAGUGCACAUAUACGGAUUCUUCGGCUAACGUUGAUAGACUUGCUGUGAUUUGUUAGUUAGGGGGAACCAACUCAUUUUGCUGAAGUCAGCUUAGAGAUUGUGCAGAUAAUCUAGCUUUUUCCUUGUAGAUAGGGAAGUAGUUCUCCGUAGUGUUAUUGCUGAAUCUCAAGGCAGAAGAAAUAUGCAUGUGAAUU